Puntigrus tetrazona (Sumatra barb) is the source of this 3137-nucleotide messenger RNA. RefSeq names its product beta-1,3-glucuronyltransferase 1 (glucuronosyltransferase P) b (gene b3gat1b). Gene Ontology annotation, biological process: chondroitin sulfate proteoglycan biosynthetic process; carbohydrate metabolic process. Gene Ontology annotation, cellular component: Golgi membrane. The transcript is spliced from 8 exons. NCBI's taxonomy places the organism in Eukaryota, Metazoa, Chordata, Actinopteri, Cypriniformes, Cyprinidae. The record is from RefSeq and is a predicted model, not a curated record. The coding region runs from base 692 to 1687 and encodes 331 amino acids. Gene Ontology annotation, molecular function: galactosylgalactosylxylosylprotein 3-beta-glucuronosyltransferase activity.
AGAGUGAGACAGACAGAGAGAGAAACGGAGAGAAGCAGCGCAGGAUGCUUUACUCCUUGUCAGAUGAGGUUAUGUUAGAGUGUCCGUCUUGUUUGUGCCGAAACAAAAUAUUAGAUUAGAUUAAAGCGAACGACUACAGUUUAGUUCUUUUGCGUUCUCAGAAAGCAUUUGCAGGAGCCACAGACUGGGAAAAAAAAAAAGAAACGAGUGAAGAGUCUGUACAGAGCGGGACUCGGAACACUUGACAGGCAUUCAGCCUCUCCACGGAGAUUGAGACAGACGAUCGCAGCUUUUCUCAUAUGGGAUGAGAAUUAAACAGGACAGACAUUGUUGUGGAGGAAAACCCACACUUCACAGCAUCUCAGAACGGUCUUAGAACACCAGUGGAUGAAACAAAGCCUCAUUCUUAAGCAUCCACAAUUGCAGUCUUUGUUGUCUGAAUGAGAGGACACAUUCUUCCAGAGGGAUGACCUCUCUUCUCCCUACUGGCCCUGGCACUGCUGACACCAGCCCAGCAGCCUCUCUCUCCAUCUCUUAUUGUCUUUUCUUUCACGAAGGCCACCAGAAAGAUAUUUGACUGAUAAACAGGGUGUCAAGGCAAGGAAGGAAAAAUGGAAAAAUAUCCUGUUACUCCUGUUACUCACUGACAGCUGAGGGGUUAUGAUGACAGAGGGAUAAACACAGGUAAGACAUGCCGAAAAGAAGGGACAUCCUGGCACUCUUUUUGAUUCUGUUACCGUGGACUUUAUUGAUCACAUUUUGGCACCAGCGCGCUGGCAGCUCCUUGAUUCCAGUUCCUAAAGAGAACAGAACUAGAGCCAGUAAAGCUCACCAAAGAGGCUUUGGACUUCACGAGUCCUGUGUCACAGAGAAGAAGCGCAACCAGAUGAAGUCCAUCUACCAUCGACCUCCACCCUGGUCUGACACACUGCCAACUCUUUACAUAAUAACACCAACCUACAGCAGACCCGUCCAGAAGGCCGAGUUGACCCGCCUCACUAACACCUUCCUACACGUCCCCAACCUUCACUGGCUGUUGGUGGAGGACUCUACGCAGAAGACGGCGCUGGUGUCCAAACUGCUGGAGAACACGGGAAUGAAUUACACCCACUUGAACGUAGAGACGCCUGAGAAUCUCAAAACGCAAAAAAAGCCCAGAAACGUACGAAUCCCUCGAGGCACCAUGCAGAGGAACCUGGCUCUCCGCUGGCUCAGGGAGAACAUCAACCCAAACUCCAGUCAUAAAGGAGUCGUGUAUUUUGCAGAUGAUGACAAUACUUACAGCCUGGAGCUGUUCGAGGAGAUGCGUUGGACUCGUAAAGCGUCUGUUUGGCCGGUCGCCUUCGUCGGAGGUCUCCGGUACGAAUCGCCCAAAAUCAACUCUCAAGGCAAAGUAUUCGGCUGGAGGACGGUGUUUGACCCUCGUCGACCUUUCGCCAUUGACAUGGCCGGGUUUGCUGUGAACCUUCAGCUCAUCCUCAGCAAACCUGAAGCCUACUUUAAGUUAAAAGGGGUAAAAGGUGGAUACCAGGAAAGCAGUCUGCUACAGGAUCUGGUCACCCUCAGUGAUCUGGAACCCAAAGCCGCUAACUGUACAAAGAUACUGGUUUGGCACACCCGGACAGAAAGACCCUUGCUUGUGAACGAAGGAAAAAAGGGAUUCACGAGUGGCAGCAUGGAAGUAUGAUGAACUGCUUUUAUGCUAUUUUUGAAGUCGAGCAAAGCCUAAGUAUCUGGAACAGUAACAUAUUGAUUACUGCAUUGAAUGUAGACAAUCAGAGACACAGUGAUCUGACUUAAAGCUGGAAUACACUACUUGACUAUUGCCCAGAUUUUUACCUUGAUUUGCAUUCUGGAGGAGUUGAUGCAAGUCACAAUCUAGAUACUCUAGAUACUAGAUAAAAAAAAAUAUGAAUUUAUCUCUAAGAUUUAUGGAAAAAAACAUCAGCUGAAGUUGCUAGAACCUUAUUGCAAAAAAUAUAGUAAAGGUUUUACAAAUUGAACUAAUUUAGAUAAAUAUUGCCAUUGUUUUAUAACGACAGUCUUGCAGUGUAUUUCAGACUUAAAGACACUCUCAUUGAAGAACAAUUCUUAGUUAGAAAAGGAUUUAAAUGAAAAUCCCACAGCGAUUAAUUCCAGAAAAUGCUCUGGAAAAUGUUGAUUCUAAAAGAAGUUUACAAAUUUUACAAAUCAAAGUUGAGUUUUAGAUACAGUUUGGAUGGAAAUAGUGUUUGGUGAAAGCCUGAUUGCUGUCACACGAUCACUAGUCUAACCAUAGGUAUGGCUCAGGUUGGAUUUUUUUAUUGUCUGCAACUGUUUUAUUGUCCGCAAGAUGAAAUUUAGGCCAAAGUCUAAACAUGUACAACGUGAGGUAUCAUGUAUGUCUGUAGCGCAAACAGUGCUACAAAUUCAAUUUUACAGUUUACGUAAUUUGUACAGUUUUUCUCAGUGACAUGACGGCUGCCUGUGGAAAUUACUGAAAGAAAAAUCGGUAACAUCCUGUUGCUUACAUGGCCAAUGCAACAUUUACUUUUUCACAUAAAAAUAAGCAAAAUAUUGCACUAAUAUAAUCAAUUUCAGCCAGUAAACGGCACGAGACAAUCUUGCUCAAAUAAUUGCUGUCAUUCAAUCACACACACAUCCUCAACUGUGUUAUAAUAUGCAGUUCCUCUCAAACAUUUUCCAUCUGAACACAAGUUUAAUUCAAAAUUGCACAGUCCCCAAAGAAACUGAACGUUUUCGUGAAAAAACUGAAUGUUUAAAUAUUUCAGAAAUAUCAUGGAAUGCAAAGCCAUGCUCUUAAUACAAAUAUGCUAUUAAUGUUUUAACAAGCCAACAGUGACAUACAACUUUUCAUUGUAUGUUUCAUUUCUGUUCAGGUACAUGGAUGGUACAGUCCUGUCUUUAGCAUUUUUUUAAUUUUAUUUAUUAAAUGUCAACUGUCAUUCCCAGAUCAGGAGACUCUUCAAACUGGAUUUUAAAAUCCGCUUCUGCUUCUUCAAACAAAAUCACCUGUUGGAUCAAAGAAAAACCGAUUUGAACAGAUUUAAUUUGUUAAUGGUCAGAAUGUUCUUUGAUUUGUUGCCAUGGAAACAAAUUCCACCACCAAAAAUCCUAAUAUUUCGUUCAAGAUUCUA